This is a messenger RNA of Patiria miniata (bat star), 1874 nucleotides long. RefSeq lists its product as uncharacterized. The transcript has 6 exons. Bases 115 to 462 code for a protein of 115 amino acids. The record is from RefSeq and is a predicted model, not a curated record. Lineage: Eukaryota; Metazoa; Echinodermata; Asteroidea; Valvatida; Asterinidae.
UUUAGCAGCAUGCGGAGUUGACAAUGGCGAUAAAUGACAGUAUUCGUGACAAUGACAAACAUUUCACAACGGGCAUAUAAUACAAUUAGACGUACGUUAUGAUGCAGUUGCAAGAUGCAUUCGUCAACAGCGGUUACCCUGGCAACGUGUCUGGUUAUCGCAGCAAUUGUCACACAGUCAGCCACUGCACUAGCCUUCCAGGGUUCGCAAGACAGAGCGAAAAGAUUGUUUUGGGUGGACAAGAAAAGUGCCAAUGAAGAUAACACAGUUCUCGUCAGAGCCUCCGCUGCGGACGAUAUAGCCGAAUGCUUCAUUGCUGAAUGCAUCAAGAAACAGCUAAACUGUGAGAUGAUCUGCGGUGUCGACAGACAAGACUGCCAUUCGCUCUGCAAAGCCAAAAAGGACGCGUGCGCCACAAACUGCCUAAUGGAGAACGCGGCUAAUGACGUCAUGAGCCAAUGAGAGUCGCCAACCAAUCACAACAAACGAACUGGCUACACUUUUUGACCGAUAGAAUUGAUUGAACCAACCUGUUUCAAUGUGUGACACGACCUUUUUUGGACGUUGGCUGAGCGUUUAUUUUAAUACGGCCUUUAAAACUUAUCCGCCCUUCUCUUAACUUAAUUAUUUUUAAGAGCCCAUCUUGGUUGUCCCUUAGAUGUAGAGCAACACGUACUCGAAUGGCAAAAGUAUACAAUGGACUUUAUUGACAUGUUUGCUGAACUAUAGAGCUCAUUAUUUGUAAUAAUCGAACGUUGCUAUCCCGAAGAUAUUUUUUAAGUAUUGACAAUGUGACUUCUUAAGAACAAGAUACAUGUGUAUUUGGCAAACAAGAGGCUUUUAAAACUAACGCGUUUGUGUUGAGUAAACGUGACUGAACACCCUGAUUUAAAGUGUAAAUAAAUUGUAAUUAUCUUGCAUGUAUAGAAGCACCGCCAGGCCAAUAAUUGGUGAGCUAGAACGAUUAUGCAACAGCAGACACUACUUCGUGAAAUGAUAUAAAGUAGAGACGUAGGCACAAUUUAGCAUGCACUGAUAUUUUGUUAGCAGUUUGCCACACAAUUAUAGAUUGCACGCUUGUAACAUGCUUUUAGGCCCUAACACAAUCCGUUAGUGAAAGCAAGCACAGCAACGAACGGAGGAGUGAUAGAACAUGUUGAAAUUUAUCUUAUUUUGGUUCAAUUUCUGAACGGAGGUGUAUCGGGCUGAGCUCUUGCUGUAUUUACAAAACCAUGACCAUGAUACUGCCUGUCUGUCAGCCAUUUCGUGCAGUAGCAAUCUUGGUCUAGCUCCUAUAGGCCUACGGCGUUAACAGACAUUCGUAUGGUAAGAUCACCCAAAGCAUCAGACCAAGAAAACACUCGCGAUUAGCUAUGUAAUUUCACGUUUAUAUCGAGGCAUGUCAAUUUGUUUUUCUUAAAUCUGUAUCAUUUUGAGGUUGGGGUAGACAACCUGAUUUUUACGAACAUAAUUGCAGAAAGAAUGCUUAUCAGUGACGGUUGAUGUUAACGAACGUUUUGUGAUCAUGUUUAUUAAGACAUAGUGUUCCUUAAAAUGUCGCGAUCUAUUUCUCAACAAGUCAGUGCUUCUGAGCAUCAAAAAUAAUCUUGAAUAUCGCAACAACAACAAAAGGAAAACAUUUUUUGGGAGUUGCAGUGUGAUUUUGUGACGUUAUAAAAGCAAACAUGUUAUUGGUCUUUUUGCAAUAGAAGAAGCUUUCUGUACAAAGCCGUUCGAUACCACAUAUUAAACUUUAAAAUGUAAUGUUAAUUAUUAACUUUCCCUUUUCUUAGCUAUUCUUAAAUAUCCCCAAUCCUUUUUGUGUUUUCCAAUAAAAACGAUUCAUGCUACAGCUAAACAAAAGUGAAGAAACU